Messenger RNA from Aphidius gifuensis, 3137 nucleotides. Its product is annotated as homeobox protein OTX2-B-like. The record is from RefSeq and is a predicted model, not a curated record. Gene Ontology annotation, cellular component: nucleus. Gene Ontology annotation, molecular function: DNA-binding transcription factor activity, RNA polymerase II-specific; RNA polymerase II cis-regulatory region sequence-specific DNA binding. The transcript is spliced from 7 exons. Lineage: Eukaryota; Metazoa; Arthropoda; Insecta; Hymenoptera; Braconidae. The coding region runs from base 659 to 1762 and encodes 367 amino acids. Gene Ontology annotation, biological process: regulation of transcription by RNA polymerase II.
ACUAAGGAGCCGCGCAGGAGCGCGGAGAGGCUCUCGAGAUAUACACUCGUGGACGCGACAGGACAACGACGGCCACUUUAACAUAUAAAAAAAAAUAAAAUAAAUAAAACACGUAUACAACCAGAAUAAAUAUUUAAAAAAAAAAAACAAUUUAAAUAAUAAUAAUCAUAAUAAUUAAAACCAGAAAAAAGGGUUGUAUUUUAAACAUAAACAAUAGGAUAAAUUUGGUAAUAAUAUUUUUAUUUUGGCUAUAGUUGUCCUGCAGUUAUUUUGUUCGGACAUUUGCGAUUUAUUUGUUUUUUAAAACUGCCAUUUUGUGAAGGUGUUUAUGGUUAAUUUGAUUGGGUGAUUUAUUUGAUGAAUUUAGAUUUUAAUUUUAUUUAUUUUCGUUAUUUUUAAGCUAGACUUUCAUUUGCUAGAAAUAUUAUGUGUUUUGUCAUCAAUGAUUUUAAUAGUUACUUUAUUUUUUAAAUAUAAGUGAAUGACAAUUUAUUGUGAAUUGUUGUAAAUAACUGAAAUUGUAACUUUUAAUUUCUACGUAAAAAUUUGUGUUUUUUUUUUUUUCCUUUUUUCAACCGAGGAUAAUUCAUCACAAAGAAUUUAUCUUGUUGAUAGUAAUAUUAAAUUAAUAUAUUAUCAAAGUGGUGUGUGAUUAGCAAUGUGGCCAAAUAGUCUUGGAGGUGGUGGUGGUUGUGGAGGUGGUGGUUCAGGUGGUACUGAUCUUGGUGGUCUUGCUGCAGCAUCAUCAACAUCAGCAAGUGAAUUAUUUGGUCCAUCUGGUUUUGGUGGAGGUGGUGGUAAUCCAUAUGGUGCAUUAAAAUCAUCACCAUAUGUUGGUGCACUUGGUAUGCCACCAAUUGAAGCACUUCAUGGAUCAAUUGGUUAUCCUGGAUGUAGUGCAACUGGUGAAUCUUACUACUGCAAUCCGAGAAAACAACGACGAGAACGUACGACAUUUAGUAGAGCACAACUUGAUGUACUUGAAGGGCUUUUUUCAAAAACAAGAUAUCCAGAUAUAUUCAUGCGUGAAGAAGUUGCAAUGAAAAUAAGUCUACCUGAAUCACGUGUUCAGGUGUGGUUCAAAAAUCGCCGAGCAAAAUGUCGACAACAGCAGAAACAGCAGCAACAACAAGAGAAGGCGCCGAGGUCGAAGAAGCCAUCGGGAAAUCCGGUCAACAAUUCACCCGCCGGCAAAAGCCCUUCGAUAGCCACAACUCCAACACCCGCUGCGUCCGUCCCAGCAACAACACCACUAAGUGGUGGUACCGGAAGUUCUGCUGCAAGUUCACCAGCACUUUUACGAGAUUCACCUCAAUAUAAACCAACUGGUGGCGCCCCUGGACUACUAUUUGCUGCAAGCACGACACCACCGAGUGUAAGUUAUCAACAAAAUUCACACUUUGACCUUCAGCCUCUACAAAAUCAUCGAAGAGCCCUGCUUUAUCGAUCGCAGUUGGGUGGAACAGUGUACAGUAGUGGUGGUAGUAGCAGUAGUAUUUGGAGUCCAGCAACAACGGAAAAUGGUGGUACAUUCCCUGGAGAUCAUCAGAGACUUGCAUGGACAACAAGUGCCUCACAACAACAGUGUUAUCAAAAUUAUUCAUCCUAUUAUUCAAACAUGGAUUACCUUUCACCAGCACCACAUCAACUUAACGUGGUAGAUUCUGGUGCUGGAAGUCUUGACAAUACGUGGAGUAAAACGAGGGAUGAAAAUGCCUCUUCAUGGUUUUACAACAGUGCUGGAUGGGGUGAAAGAAAAUGAACACUUUUAUUUCAAUAAAAAAUAAAAUAAAAAUUAAUUUAUACAUAUAUAAAUAAUAAUUAUAUCCAAGUGGAUAUUUAACAAAAAUUAAAAUUCAUAAAUGAUAAUUGUUUAUAAGACGAUUGUCGUACAUAUCAGGCGGCUAGUCAGUGAUUUUGUUUUUUUUUUUCUUUCUUUUUAUUAUUUGUAAAGCAAAAUUCUGUGAGUGCUGUAUAAAAUUCACAUCAAACAUAAAGGCUUUGAUGAUUAUUAAAUGACAUUUUGUGUCAUUUUUAUAAUUAAUAAUUAAUUUAAAAAUAUUAAAAUGAUUUAUUAAGUGUAAUUGCGUUUAAGAGACAUAAGUGUGACUGGGUUGAUAAAUUUUUAUCAUAUUUAUGAAAGUUGUAGCGAGCGAAAAAUAAAUAUAAAUUAUCAAUGGAUUAUUUUUUUGUUUUUAUAACAGAAAUAUGAAAUAAUUUUAAUGGUUAGCCGAUCACUGAUUGCCAGUACAUAUCACUGAAAAAAAAAAAAAAUUCCAUUUGAUCGUUAAAAUUAUUUAAAAAAACGAAAUUGUAAUCUGUUUAUUAUUAUUGUUAAUAUUAUUUUUGUACAGUGGCAAAUAAAAAAAAAUAAAUUAAAACAUUCUUAUUGAUAAAUUUAAAACAUAUCGAUGAUAAAUAAAAUUUGAAAAAAAAUAUAAGAUUUUAUUAAAUCAUUAUAAUUUAAUUUUUCGAUUGAAUGAAUAAAAGUUAUAAAUUUUCAAUGAAAAAAAAAACACGAAACAAUUUUUGUAAAUUUUAUAUGGUCAGUGUAAACAGUGCCAAUAUCCACGCGUGAAAAUAUUUUAACUAUAUAAAAUUGUAAUAUCUAUAUCCGGCCAUUAGUGUCGAUCGAUAAAUUUCUGAUUUUUAAAUGAAAAAAUGAAAAUCUAAAUAAAAAAAUUAAUGAUAUAAUAUGAAAAAUUUGAAAUUAAAUUAAAUAUAAAUAAUUAAAAAAUAUAUAAUUAGUGUACAUAAUAUAAAUAAACUCUGUAAUGAGUAAGUUAAUAAUAGAUAGUUGUAAUAUUUACAAAAAAGUAUCAAUAAAUUGAUUCUGAAAGUAAAUAAAAUAAAUCUAAAAAUUCGUAAUAUGAUUUUUAUGUUAAUGGAAUUUAAAAGAAAAAAAAAUAAUAAAUAAUUGGAAUUGUGCAAAACUGAGUUGACUAUUAAUUCAUGUGAUCAUUAUGUUUCACGUAUAAAAUCGAUUGCAGUGAAUUAUUUCUUGUAUAACUAAGAAUAUCCAUGAGCCAAUGAAUAUUCAAUGGAAAUAUGGAAUAUUAAAAAAAAAAAAACGGAGAAAAGAGUUGCUCUAAAAUGCUGUAAAAUUUAUUUAGUAAAUUUCACAUUGUUUUAGUUGA